Molecule: messenger RNA, 507 nt
Organism: Aspergillus brunneoviolaceus CBS 621.78
Lineage: Eukaryota; Fungi; Ascomycota; Eurotiomycetes; Eurotiales; Aspergillaceae
Exons: 2
Coding region: 1-507 (168 amino acids)
Biological process (GO): regulation of DNA-templated transcription
Molecular function (GO): DNA-binding transcription factor activity, RNA polymerase II-specific; zinc ion binding
Source: RefSeq, a predicted model, not a curated record
AUGUCAACGGAAGCAAAUCGCCAACAGCGCUACUCAAGAAGCGAUCGGUCACGCCCCGAGCUCAGUAUGCGGCACAAGCUUGUCAGGAAUUGUGAUGGUCACAAGCCGUCGUGUGCUCGGUGUCUGAACCGCGGCAUGGAGCGCGUGUUUAACACCCGAGAUGACAGUCGUGGCAGGGCGCCGAAAUUCUUAGUGAUGCAGCUUCAAGCACGCAUCCAGCAGCUCGAGCAGGUGUUAUUGCUCCAUUCCAUCGAUGUCGAUGUCCAUUCAUCUAUAGCUCAGCUCAAGGCCGCGCAUCUUCCAUCAAUCUCCCCCUCCCAUUCCCAACAACGGUCGAGAGAAGAGGAGCCCGUUGGGGCACUGUGCGCGAAUGAACCGUUCGGUUUGAAAGACAAGGAUGGCGAUGAGGAGGAGAUGCGCUUCUUCGGCUCCAGUAGUGGGCGGGUGGAACUACUGCAAUCCACUCCUUGUAUUUCUCUAACAGAGAUCCAUCCGAGUCGUGACUGA